Coccinella septempunctata (seven-spotted ladybird) is the source of this 2584-nucleotide messenger RNA. RefSeq names its product GATOR complex protein WDR24 (gene Wdr24). Gene Ontology annotation, molecular function: protein binding. The transcript is spliced from 9 exons. The record is from RefSeq and is a predicted model, not a curated record. Lineage: Eukaryota; Metazoa; Arthropoda; Insecta; Coleoptera; Coccinellidae. Gene Ontology annotation, biological process: positive regulation of TOR signaling.
CAAAUACCUAACCUGAAAGAUUGUUUAUCAACAACGCAUAUUUACUAUUUUUUGUUGGAUAUUUUAAAUGAAAUAUGUGAUUCAACAUGAUUAAAUCGUUUUGAUAACAGAGACAUAUUUCGAUGCCAUUCACAGUAGUCCACACUCCAGAUGCUUCUGUGAUGGCCAGCACUUUUUCUUGUGCCCAAGAGGGUCCUGUGAAUGCUUUAGCUUUGAAUAAAGACUACACCCAAGUUGCAAUAGCUGGAAGAAAUGUGUUCAAAAUUUAUUAUAUCGAAGAUGAUCAGUUCAAAGAAGUUCUUAAUUUACGAGCGUCAAAGCACUUGGGUACCUGUUUUUCAUGCAACGACGUGGCGUGGAGCUCUAUUGAUGACAAUUGUUUGGCCACUGCGGCAACAAAUGGCCAUGUAUGUGUCUGGAACUUAUCAAAAACAGGAAGGGCUAUGCAGGAAAAGGAUUACCAAGAACAUAAGCGGACUGUGAAUAAAGUUAAUUUUCAUACUUCUGAACCUUACAGAUUGAUUUCUGGUUCACAAGAUGGUACUAUGAGAUAUUUCGAUAUCAGAAUGCCAUCUGCUGUUGCAAUAUUUUAUAGCAAUACCGAAAGUGUUCGUGACGUUCAGUUUAGUCCACACAAUCCUUAUGCAUUUGCUUCUGUUUCUGAAAAUGGUAGUGUACAGUUAUGGGAUGUAAGGAAACCAGACAGAUACCAGCAACAGUAUACUGCACAUAGUGGCCCCAUAUUUGCCUGUGACUGGCAUCCAGAAAUGGCUUGGUUAGCCACAGCAAGUAGGGACAAAACCAUCAAAGUUUGGGAUUUAACUAACAAACCAACUCUGGAAUACACCAUCCACACAAUAGCAUCAAUAGGUCAAGUUAAAUGGAGACCUCAGAAAAAGUACCAUAUCGCCAGUUGUGCUCUAGUCAUAGAUUCCACAAUAAAUAUUUGGGAUGUUCGGAGACCCUUUAUACCUUAUGCAGCCUUCAACGAGCACAAAGAUAUAGCCAGUGGUAUUGCAUGGAAAGGAGAUCCUGAUUCAUUUCUAAGCACUGGACGGGAUUGUACCCUUUUUCAUCAUGCUUUCAGCGACGCUGAUCGUCCUGCUAGUAAAGCUAAUUCACAGGCUGUUUCGAUGAACAAGAGAGGGGAAGUACUCUUCGCACAAAAAAUUAUAGUUUCUAACAAUACUGCUACAAAAAGCACAAUAGGUCUUAUAAGAAAAAGUUCGACAAGUGUUCCCCCUGACUAUUUCCAUCAAACUGCCAGCAUAUUGCAGCAUUUCACGAAAAACAUUCAGGAAAGUCAGGAAUCUGAUGCAUUUUUAUAUUUUGCCAAAAAUUACAUACUUAGUGGAAGAACUUUGUCAGAAAUGUGCGAUCAUAAUGCAGCUGUUGCCAAGGAGUGUGGAAAAGCAUCAAUCGCGAAAGUUUGGAAUAUAGUGCAAACAAUGUAUGGUGAAGAGUUCCUGCAAAAUUCGGAAGUUAUCACGCCUAGAAACAGAGAAAACUCGAUGACUGGCUUGGUAUCGUCCCUAGUCAAUUUAGAUAAUUCGGGGAAUGAUCAAUUAUCCAAAGGUAAAAAUGGGUUCUUUUUGUAGAAGAGAUAUCUAAUGCAGUUUUCGUUAGAUGGCGAUACUCCUGCAGCUCAAUUUAGCGACGAGACUGAAAAUGAAGAUCAGGUUGAUCACAUUGCUAUUUAUAACAAUGGUUUUCCAACCUAUCUCAAUUAUCGGACUGGUCUGCCAAAGGGAGAUUUUUCGUUUGGUGAAAAUGAGCUGGAUAUGGAGUUUGACGGUAUAGUAUCUGAUUUCAGGAAUAGUUAUCGGUCUUUCCAACCGAUACCUAUUCAGCAGGAUUGGACCUUGCCCAACGAGGCAUUCCCAAUCAGACAUGAAAUCCUCGAUAGAUCUCCACCAGCGGAUCAAUUCCCCAAUAGAAAUUCUCCAGACAUUCACGAGGAUCCUUUUCCAUUGAUCACAUCCGUUCAAGACCAUCCACCAGGUAUACUGACUGUGCGUUUGGUACCAACAAAGUUGGCAUGGGACCCAGGAAGCAUAGUGGUGGAUGCCUUGAGAUACCACGUCACCUUGGGCGAUAUACAGACUUCCGUUUGUAUACUGAUAGUACUGGGUGAACAAAGAAAGAGUCUUGUGGAAUUAGAUGAAGCGACGCAGGAACAGUGGCUUUCGGGUUACAUAGAACUGCUGACCAGAUACCAACUUUGGGAUAUCGUAACUCAAAUUAUCAAAUUGUCUUGGAUUCCAGGCAUAAGUCAGCUCAAUCAGCAAUCCACUAGGAUCAACUCCAACUGUAGCAAAUGCAACAAACCAUUACAGAGGAUAGGGUGGUUAUGUGACAAAUGUCACUCGUCGGAAUACGCCCUGUGCAGCGUUUGUCAUCAGGUGGUGAAAGGAUUGUAUGUCUGGUGUCAGGGAUGUUCUCACGGUGGUCACAUGGGGCACAUUCAACAGUGGAUUGCGAAAAAUAACAUGUGUCCCACAGGGUGCGGACAUUUUUGCGAGUAUAGAUAAGGGACCGAAGGAACAUUGUUGUGUAGUAAAUUUAAUAUACCUAUCGAUUUUUA